This is a messenger RNA of Etheostoma cragini (Arkansas darter), 1497 nucleotides long. RefSeq lists its product as uncharacterized. The coding region runs from base 724 to 1497 and encodes 257 amino acids. The record is from RefSeq and is a predicted model, not a curated record. The transcript is spliced from 7 exons. NCBI's taxonomy places the organism in Eukaryota, Metazoa, Chordata, Actinopteri, Perciformes, Percidae.
UAAUUUCUCCCGCCUGGAUUAAUCUCAAUAUGUCCUCUAUAAUCUAGUAUUUCUUCAUAUUCUGUCUUCUAGGAGUUUGAGGCCAGUGUAAUUGCUGCUGCACAAGGCCUACUAACCGUGCUAACGCAAAAUAUUCAGCAGCACCGGCCCCCAGUACAGCUCAAACACGAACAUUAGCUACAUCAAGCCAAAGGAGGUCUUGCUGAACUGGAUAGAAAUGGCAGACUCGCGGCUCCAACAGAUAACGGUGCCUUCGAUCGGGAGGCAGUUCAUGGAAAGAAUGUUAAGAAGGCUUCAGGAAGUUCUGCAACGUCAGCCAGUGGAUUUGGACUAUUUACAUUUUGUUUUAAGCCAUGAAAUGGGACUUGUGCACUCUUUUGUAAUAGAACUGCCACAAGAUGUUGUUCGUGCCUUGUCUGAUGUUUUGAGAAUUCUUUGCUUGCAAGAGGAGCAGCAAAUACCUUUAGCUUCUUCCUAUGUAGAGGUUGUGGCGGGUAAUAGGGGACAGCCAAAAUUUGUUGUAUCGAAAGAACAUCUGCAAAACCUCAUUGAUAUGCAGCUGUCCAUCCCUUGCAUAGCUAAGUUACUGGGUGUCUGCCAAAGGACUGUGUUUCGGCGGAUGCGAGAAGAGGGACUGUCAGUUAAGGGAUCAUACAGCAACCUGACAAAUGAGGAGCUGGACAGCCUUGUGCGUUCAGUUAAAUUGAGGAUGCUGGCUACAGAAUGAUGAAGGGCAAACUGCAAGCUAUGGGACACCGUGUAAGAUGGGAGCAGGUUUCAGCGUCCAUGCACAGGGUGGAUUCUGCAGGGAUCUUUGAGAGAUUCACAGGCUUGGGCUGUGUCGCUAGAAGAAUAUAUUCUGUCAAGGGUCCCCACUCACUGGUCAACGUGGACACAAACCACAAACUUAUCAGAUAUGGCAUUGUCAUCUUUGCCGGGAUCGAUGGUUAUUCACGAAAGAUCAUGUACCUGGGUGCUUCUAAUAACAACAAGGCAUCAACUGCACUUGGCUUCUUCAUGAGCUCUGUUGAAAAAUUUGGCUUUCCAUUAAGAGUUAGAGGAGACCAAGGGGUAGAAAACGUUGGCAUCGCUCACUGCAUGUUCACUGUUCGUGGCUGUGGCAGAGCAAGCUACAUAUCUGGAAAAAGUGUGCAUAAUCAAAGGGUGGAGUGCUUGUGGCGUGAUGUGUGGAUGGCGAUAACAUGUGUAUAUUACGAACUACUUCACAGUCUUGAAGAGGAUUGCCUGCUAGAUCCCUCCAACAGUCUGCAUUUAUUUUGUGCCCACUACGUAUUUGUACCACGUCUCCAGAGGGACCUUGACACUUUCAAAGAAGGGUGGGACAACCAUGCCAUGCGAACAGAACAAAACCUGACUCCCAAUCAACUUUGGACAAUAAGACUUCUCCAGAACCCUGUGCCUGCUCCACAGAACUUAGAGGACAAUGGCAGAGAUCUUUACAAGGUUGCACUUGACUAUGUGAUUCGUCAUGCAUAA